This is a messenger RNA of Octopus sinensis (East Asian common octopus), 1000 nucleotides long. RefSeq lists its product as uncharacterized. The transcript is spliced from 6 exons. NCBI's taxonomy places the organism in Eukaryota, Metazoa, Mollusca, Cephalopoda, Octopoda, Octopodidae. The record is from RefSeq and is a predicted model, not a curated record. The coding region runs from base 248 to 988 and encodes 246 amino acids.
AGACUGUGACGAUAUUGUUUUAAGACCAUAUUAUCUUUAUCGAAACCAAUGUAAAUAAAUCAACUGGUUUCAUCAGUCAAUGGAAAUGUCCUUACUGUAUUCUUAAAUUGCCAGACCCACGAUAAAAGAAAUACAAAAUACGCUCAUUCAUCAAAACUAGAAAAAGAAACAUUAAAAGACAGAAGCAACCUCUGGUUGGUCGAAUUUCAACUAAAAGGGAAGUUUACUUUGCAGUUCUGUAACAGUCAUGAAUGUUAAAGGAAUGAAGACGUCAAAUCAAUACCAUAUGAUCCUCAGUCGACUUCAGCAAGUUUUAACAAUUAUUUUUCUCGUGAUUUUGAAAACUGGUGCAAACAAUGACAUGCAACAUUUUAGGAAAAUAACCGAGUCAAAAUGCUUGAGUCUUCCAGUUGUACGUACCGAAUAUACGACGUCCGUCAGAGAAUGUGCAUUACGGUGUAAGAUGAAUGACAUGUGUGGCUAUUUUAGCUAUUGUAAUGGACCAUGCAAAAUGUAUAAAUUGUUCUACUGCCAAUAUAAUUCCAAUACUGAAUGCGACUGUGUAUCUUUCUUUACGCUCUCAGAAAACAGUACGAGCUGGCAGAAAGUAUUUGAGAUGAAUAGAACAGCGUUUAAAAGGAGUCCUGUGUACAGUUAUUGGGAUAUUUUGUCUAUUGAUAAGGUGAAACUCAUAUUGAGAAAAAAUAAUGCUGAAAUUCACUCAUUAACUUUCACUGGAAGAAGUACAGAUUUCAGAUCCUGGUUCAAUUCUAAUAAACUCAUUUCAAAACCAUGGUUUGGAAAUAUAGCAUCAACCUACGAGUUCAAUGAUAAGGAAGAAAACUUUUUCAUCUCGCCAAAUACUAUGUCAAAGAAAGUGAUGAAAGCAAAGAAGAUCAACGAAGGCACUUAUAUAAUUCGCUACAAUGAGGUCGUUAAUGAAUUUGGUAUUCAAAUGAAAUACGAGAACGUAGUUGUUGUUAUUUAGCACCAUAUCAAC